UAUAAACACUAAUUAACACUCCUUUGAUCUCUCAAUAAUCCCACUCACUCAUCACACGCCACCACAAACCAUGGCUUCUCCUUCUUCUUCUUCCUCUUUCUCUUCUUCUUUGUUACUCCCUCUGUUUCUUAUCAUCUUCUCAUGUUUUAUUGCGGUUUCAUCAUCAAGAAGAUCAUUAAUCGACCGUCCUACUCCCACAAGCCUUCCAAGAUCCGGUUUUAGAUUAAGUCUAAAACACGUGGAUUCAGGGAAAAACCUCACAAAGAUACAAAAGAUCCAAAGAGGGAUUAACCGUGGAUCCCACAGGUUAAACAGGUUAGGAGCUAUAGCUGUUUUGGCUGUAGCAUCAUCUGAUCCUGAUGAUACUAAUAACAUCAAAGCACCAACUCAUAGCGGAAGCGGAGAGUUUCUUAUGGAGUUAUCUAUAGGAAACCCUCCGGUUAAAUACUCGGCUAUAGUUGAUACCGGAAGUGAUCUUAUAUGGACUCAGUGCAAGCCUUGCACCGAGUGUUUCGAUCAACCAACUCCGAUUUUCGACCCUAAACAGUCUUCCUCUUACUCAAAAGUCGGUUGCUCUUCUGGUCUUUGCAACGCGUUAUCUCGAUCUACUUGUAACCAAGACGAAGCUGCUUGUGAGUAUUUGUACACAUAUGGUGAUUACUCAUCCACAAGAGGGAUCUUGGCCACUGAAACGUUCACUUUCGAGGAGGACAACUCGGUUUCGGGCAUCGGGUUUGGGUGUGGGAAAGAGAACGAAGGAGACGGGUUUUCACAAGGCUCAGGUCUUGUAGGUCUUGGUCGUGGACCACUCUCGCUCAUUUCUCAGCUCAAGGAGACCAAAUUCUCUUAUUGCUUAACCUCUAUCGAGGAUAACGAAGCGUCUAGCUCGUUGUUUAUUGGAUCUCUAGCCUCGAAUAUCGUCAACAAAACAAGUGCAAAUCUAGAUGGUGAAGUCACCAAAACGAUAUCGUUGCUAAGAAAUCCAAAUCAGCCUUCUUUCUAUUACCUUGACCUACAAGGCAUCACUGUUGGAGGUAAACGGCUUAGUGUUGAAAAGUCUACAUUCGAGCUAGCGGAAGAUGGAACCGGAGGUAUGAUCAUCGACUCGGGCACGACCAUCACGUAUCUUGAGGAAGCUGCGUUUCAGGAAUUGAAGAAAGAGUUUACUUCUCGGAUGAGUUUACCAGUCGAUGACUCAGGAUCCACAGGACUUGACUUGUGCUUCACGUUACCUAGUGCAGCAAAGAAAAUUGCUGUUCCUAAGCUGAUUUUUCAUUUUAAAGGGGCAGAUUUGGAGCUUCCGGGAGAGAAUUACAUGGUGGCGGAUUCGAGUACAGGCGUUUUGUGUUUGGCCAUGGGAAGUUCUAAUGGGAUGUCUAUUUUCGGAAAUGUUCAGCAGCAGAAUUUUAAUGUACUUCAUGAUCUUGAGAAAGAUACUGUGUCAUUUGUUCCCACUGAAUGUGGAAAACUGUAGAUUUUUAAUUGUUUUCUUCUUUUGUUAUUAAUAAACUUUUAUACUU
Eutrema salsugineum is the source of this 1520-nucleotide messenger RNA. RefSeq names its product aspartic proteinase nepenthesin-1. The transcript has a single exon. Lineage: Eukaryota; Viridiplantae; Streptophyta; Magnoliopsida; Brassicales; Brassicaceae. The record is from RefSeq and is a predicted model, not a curated record. Gene Ontology annotation, cellular component: extracellular region. Bases 71 to 1474 code for a protein of 467 amino acids.